Uncinocarpus reesii 1704 is the source of this 1170-nucleotide messenger RNA. RefSeq names its product alanine racemase TOXG. Gene Ontology annotation, biological process: glycine biosynthetic process; L-threonine catabolic process. The record is from RefSeq and is a predicted model, not a curated record. The transcript is spliced from 3 exons. The coding region runs from base 1 to 1170 and encodes 389 amino acids. Gene Ontology annotation, molecular function: L-allo-threonine aldolase activity. Gene Ontology annotation, cellular component: cytosol. Lineage: Eukaryota; Fungi; Ascomycota; Eurotiomycetes; Onygenales; Onygenaceae.
AUGCCUGAAUUUUUGGACUCUCCCAAAAGUGUCAAACCAUCCACUGUGGAUGUACUCCAGUCUCUGACUGGGACCAUUGCAUGGGGCCGACCGGGCCUGGCAAGAAACGAUUUCAGAAGCGAUGUGAUUACCCGUCCCAGUCUUCGUAUGCUCGCAGCUAUAGUGGAAACAACACUCGGCGAUGAUGUAUUUCGGGAGGACAGGACGACAUGUGAUUUCGAGGCACACGUUGCAAACAUUACUGGACGAGAGGAUGGGAUGUUCGUGAUUACGGGUACAAUGGCAAAUCAGCUCUGUCUACAUGCCUUGGUCUCGACUCGGCCCUGCGGGAUCCUACUCGCAGGCGACUCCCACAGCAUCAACUUCGAGGGAGGAGGCACUUCAGUCUUGAGUGGCGCGAUGGCUCAACCCAUCAAGCCAUCUAAUGACUUGGAGGAGCACGCAGUCCUUACGGACGAUGUCCAUAAAUGCCCAACCGGCAUCAUCUCGGUGGAAAAUACCGCCGGAGGUGUCAUAUUACCUCUGCAUGAACUCCGACGCAUUUCAGACUGGGCCAGAAGGCACGGAAUCAAGACACAUCUCGAUGGAGCACGGCUAUUCGAAGCGGUCGCCGCCGGUGCCGGAACACUAAAAGAAUAUUGCACACUAGUCGACCUGGUCUCGGUCGACUUCAGCAAGAAUCUAGGCGCGCCGAUGGGCGCGAUGAUCUUGGGUGAUCGAAGAUUGAUUCAACAGAUGCGACGGACUCGCAAGGCUAUCGGCGGGGGCAUGAGACAAAGCGGUGUCAUUACCGCAGCGGCGCGAGAGGCGCUCUUCGAGAAUUUCGGGACGGGGCCCGAGAUCGAAAACCCAAUGCUGAGCAGAGUGCAUCGUUUGGCGAGAAGGGUGGGCGAGGAGUGGACAAAGCGAGGCGGACAGCUAAGCAAGGACGUCGAAACAAACCUCGUGUGGCUUGACAUUGAGGCCGCCGGCAUAUCAAAACGCUCGCUCAUCGAGAUGGGUGAAAAGCAUGGUGUUGUGCUGGACAGUGCCCGUAUUGUUUGCCAUCACCAGAUUGACUCGAAGGCCAUCAGGGACCUCGUGGGCCUCUUCGCCGAAAUCCUCAAUACACAUGCUGGGAUAAACGGCGUUUCGGAAUUGGAAGUGCUGAAAGGCGGAGGGCUACCAUAG